Messenger RNA from Triplophysa dalaica, 3316 nucleotides. RefSeq names its product protein tyrosine phosphatase receptor type H (gene ptprh). The record is from RefSeq and is a predicted model, not a curated record. Bases 347 to 3049 code for a protein of 900 amino acids. Gene Ontology annotation, molecular function: protein binding; protein tyrosine phosphatase activity. The transcript is spliced from 17 exons. NCBI's taxonomy places the organism in Eukaryota, Metazoa, Chordata, Actinopteri, Cypriniformes, Nemacheilidae. Gene Ontology annotation, biological process: protein dephosphorylation.
ACUCUCACUCAAUACACCUUUACAAACUCUUCUGUGUGUUUAAUGACAACUGAUUGGGGGUUCAGAUUUAAUUACAAAUAUUUUCAUUUUACAUGGUAUAGUCUUACAGUAAUAACAGACCAACCCAGAGUAAAACAACUUAUUUCUUACAGCGUACCGCACUUUAAAUUGAGAGUCAAUCUCAUUAUGCAAAUGUCUUCAUAAAGAUGACAUGUUGAAAAUAUUUUAAGAGCUGAAAUUCAUACAAUUCUAAAGUUUAAUCUUUAAUUUGUUAUGUUUCACUCUUGAAAUGCCAAUCACAGUCCAAAGUACUAGACAUACUGGAGAUAAGUGAGAGCCAUGAAUUAUGAAUUUGUUAUCAUUCAUUAAUAUGGAUCUUACAGGCCAGAGUCUAGAAGACGUUGAAAAUGUUACAGUAAUUAAAAGAACAGAGUUUGAACUUACUUUACAAUGGAAAAAUAUCAACACCACAUACAGUUAUGAGCUGGAAUACAAUAGAACAAAUAUUACAAUCCCGAAACAAUCAACUCCUGAAGUAAACCAUACAGUCUCUUCUCUCUCUGCUGGCACUAAAUACUCCUUUACCCUCUACACUGUGUUUGAAAAUGUAACGAGCAGUGGAUAUAACUUCACCAGUGUCACCGUUCCCUCUAACGUUGAAGGCAUUUUAGUGGUUGACCAAAAAGAAUUUGAGUUAACUUUACAAUGGAAUAAAAUCAAAAACAACAACAAUUACAGUUAUGUGCUGAAAUACAAGGAAAAAGAGACUAUAAUCCCGAUAAAUGAUACUGAUCCUGAAGUGAGAUACACAGUCCCUUUAUUGUAUCCUGGCACUAAAUACUCCUUUACUCUCUUCACUGAGUUUGAAGAUGUGUUGAGCAGUGGAAAGAACUUCUCCAAUGUCACCGUGCCAUCUAAUGUUGUCGGCGUGUCUGUGGUGAAAAGAAAUGACACUGCCAUGAAUUUACAAUGGAACAUUGUAACAAACACAGACAACAACACGUAUAACUACACUCUAAAUUACAGAAAUGAAUCAACGGAGGAAACCCUUCCUAUAUACACAGAUGACCAUUCUUUAGUAAUAUGUGAAAUAUCAGGUUUAAUUCCUGCUACAAAUUACAUUUUCAUUCUGUAUACCAUAUUUGAGGAUGUGAGAAGUAAGGGAUACAACUUUACCAACUACACAACUCUAUCUGAUGUAACUAAAGUGAGAGUGACAAAUCGAACAGAGACACAUUUGACUAUUGAAUGGGAUAAGUUGAACAAAGACAACUUCUACAACUACACCUUGAAGCAAAGUUCUGGAAAUGACAUACCUUUUACUGGAUCUCAAGUGGGCGAUGUGAUCAGCCACGUUCUCUCACAACUCAAGCCGGGAACUGUGUAUGAUUUUACUCUCUACACUGUUGUAAAUUCCAACAUUAGCAGCGGAACCCACUUUAAGAAUGUCACCACCAUUGACUGUGCGUCCAUUGACUGGCAUGUUACCAACUCAUCGAUAAAUGCAAUGCAAGUGAAUGGCAGCACACGUGUCACAGCAAAAAACAGCACACACUAUGAAUUGAGUCUACCUGUAGAGCAGAACAGCGUGAAUCUCCAAAGCCUUUAUCCCGGUGCCAUAUACACUGUUUCGCUGUGGUAUGACUUCACAGAAUCAGAUAAACUACUACAAUGCUCACAAAAUCUGACAUUAGCUCCAAACAGUGUAUCACGUCUGCACUGUAACUAUUUCUCCGGAGGCUAUGGUCUGGAAGUAGUUUGGGACGCUCCGUAUGGAGUUGUGAAUGUGGUGCAGCUGGAUGUUGCUGGAAACAUUUUCAACCAAUCAGAGAACAGACAGCAGGUAAAUGGACUGCAGGUUGCCAAGUGGUACAGAGUGACCGCGACAUCGUUCUCUGGAAACAAGACAAGUCCUGCAGUCUCAGUCAACUGUCAAACUGACCCAACAGGAGUCAUAGCAGGUGUUCUUGUGUCUUUCCUGGUGGUCAUCCUUAUUUGUGCUGGUGUCUUUUUAUGGCUUCGCAAGAGGAAGCAUGUUGGAGGGUCUAAACAACACGUGGAGUAUCCAGCAACAAAAGUAUCUAACAUCAAAAUGUACAAACCAAUCCGCAUAGAUACAUUUCCAGAACAUUUUCAAAACAUGAGUCGUGAUGAGAACAGAGGUUUCAGUGAGGAAUAUGAGGACCUUGGUUUAGUGGGUUUAGAACUGCCUCGUGAAACAGCCAAAUUGCCUGAAAACAAGAGCAAAAAUCGAUUCUCCAAUGUUUUAGCUUAUGACUGUUCAAGAGUUCAUCUCUCCAUCGAUGAUGACGGUGAUUCUGAUUAUAUAAAUGCCAACUACAUGCCUGGUUAUGGUAAGGGUAGCAAGCAGUACAUUGCAGCUCAAGGUCCACUCCCCUCCACCAUCAAUGACUUCUGGAGAAUGGUCUGGGAGAGAAGAUCAAACGCAAUCAUCAUGGUCACCAACUGCACUGAGAGAGGAACCACUAAGUGUGAGCAGUACUGGCCAUUGGACUACACACCUUGUCUCUACGGAAAUUUGCUUGUCACGGUCACAUCUGAAGAUAAAGCACAAAGUUGGACUUUGCGUGAGUUUUUUGUCAACAAUAAAGACACCUCUGAGACACGGACAGUGAAACAUUUCCACUUCACUGCAUGGCCAGAUCACGGCGUUCCUUUGGGAACAGAGGAGCUGAUCCAAUUCAGGGGCCUCGUUCGACAGCACAUCGAGAGCUCCUCUUCUGCAGGACCAACGGUUGUGCACUGCAGUGCUGGAGUGGGCAGGACGGGUACACUCAUCGCCCUGGAUGUUCUUCUACAGCAACUGGAGAGAGAGAAGGCGGUGGGCAUCGCAGAAUUCGUUCAGAAAAUGAGACUAAACCGACCACUCAUGGUUCAAACUGAGUCUCAGUAUGUGUUCCUGCACCAGUGCAUCAUAGACACCCAGCGAAACAAAAACAUCCCCAUGCCACAAGAGCCUCUCUAUGAAAACGCAGAAAUGAUCUUUGCCAAUGCAAUGGCUUUGAAAGAAUAUGACCAAAGCAAGUAAAAUAUACCAAGUAUGUGUAAACAUAACACAAUAUAGUAUCUUUGUAUGAUUAGUGACUCUAAAACAUGACAAACUUAAUAGUCUUGACAUAACAUAGUCUUUAAAAGUCAUUUAAUUGAUUAAUUGAUUGUCACAUGCAAAUAAUGCAAGCUUGGUCCUAUUGCCAUUUUGUCUUUGAAGUGCAUUUUAAAAGUGUACUACUUGGUAUGGUGCUUUAAAAUAUAUUUUUUUAUUGAAAAGAACAAUUUGUACAAUUUGAAAAGUGAA